AUGAAAAGACUGAAAAGUCUAGAUAAUUUGCUUGUAGUGAAAUUAGGUUUUAUUGAAAACUCAGAUUUCUUUUUAAGAAGGGGAGAGAAAUUGAUUUUUAAAAAGUUAGCUAGAUCCAAUUCUUAAGACUAAAUUGUUACUAGUACAAUUUUUCAAAAUGCAUAAUAAACUGCUAUCUUCUAUUAUCUUCAAUUUACCAUAUUAGUACCAUUUUAUUCAGACUUAUUUCACACGCACAAAAUGUUUAGUAAUUAUCUGUGUUUUGCGUUUUUAUCUAGAUCAUUCUUUUUUAUAUAAUCUAAGUUAAGCCUUCCAAACCGAAUAUGCCUUUUUUUUAGAUUAAUAUUUUAAAAAUUAGUUUUUAAGUUUCCCACUUGUAGUUUCGUCCAUCUAAGAGGUCCAAAUAUCCCUCCAAAUCUAGUUUCGAAGUUGCCACUGGAACUUAAACUUUUUUCUACUUUUCCAUUUUUAUUCAUUCAUAUCCUUAUCCUCAUUUAAUUUCUUCAGUUUUUGGUUGUUUCUUUUAAUUGCGAUUAGAAUAAUUAUUUGACCCCCCUAAUUUUAUAAUGUUUUUCAAUGCAUUUUCUCGAAUUUUAUUUUUAUUGUCCUUUAAUUUGUUCCCCAUAUCAGAAUUUAUUUGGCUAAGAAUUUACCGACCAUAAGGUAAUGAAAUAGCACUUGAAAGCUGGAUUCUCCUAAGUUCUAAGCCCUUCCAAAAUUUCAUACCUUGUAUAUUACAGAUGAUUUCCCUCGUUUUUUGAACGCAUUGAUUUCACCAUUCUAGAUUGCUUCCUUGACUCGAAAAUAACUUUUGCUGUAGACAAAAGUUCAAUUUGUAAUGAAGNCCUGAAGAUUCAAACUAUUAUAAUGGCAAAGGUAAAAUGAUUGACUUGAAUUUUAUUAGCCGAAACAUUAAAAUACUUGAAUAGAUUUGAAGAAGCAUUGGAAAACUAUGAUUUAGCAAUUUAGAAGAAUCCAGAAGAUUUUGAUUAUUAUAUCAACAAAGGUAGAAUAAAAUUUGCAUGAUUACUUAGCUAUUACUCUAGAUGAAAUGGAUAGAUUCGAAGAAGCUUUGGAACACUUUGAUUUGGCAAUUCAGAAAAACCUAGAGGAUCCUGACUAUUAUAAUUACAAAGGUAUUAAUGGUUAUGAACGAUUACUAGCGGUUACUUUAGAUAAAAUGAACAGAUUAGAAGAAGCAUUAAAAUACUAUGAUUUAGCAAUUUAAAAAAACCCAGAAGAGUCUUAUUUUUAUUUCAACAAAGGUAUUAGUAUUAUGUUUAAGUUUAUAGCUAAUACUCUAGAUAAAAUGAACAGAUUGAAAGAUGCUUUGGAAAACUAUGAUUUGGCAAUUUAGAAAAACCCUUAAGAUUCAAACUAUUAUUAUGGAAAAGGUAAUAUUAUUAAGGUAAAUUGUGUUAGCUGAUGUGUUAAAAUAAAUGAAUAGAUUUGAAGAGGCUUAGAAAUAUUAUAAAUUAGCGGCCUCAAAAUAAAGAAAGCUAAAGUGA
Messenger RNA from Paramecium octaurelia, 1508 nucleotides. The record is from the annotation of a GenBank genome assembly. NCBI's taxonomy places the organism in Eukaryota, Ciliophora, Oligohymenophorea, Peniculida, Parameciidae.